This is a messenger RNA of Caenorhabditis elegans, 915 nucleotides long. RefSeq names its product Putative nudix hydrolase 6 (gene ndx-6). Gene Ontology annotation, molecular function: ADP-ribose diphosphatase activity. The record is from RefSeq and is marked reviewed. NCBI's taxonomy places the organism in Eukaryota, Metazoa, Nematoda, Chromadorea, Rhabditida, Rhabditidae. The transcript has 4 exons. Bases 45 to 827 code for a protein of 260 amino acids.
GGCAAUUUAUGACAAUUUGGAAUCAUCUUUUGUGUCGUCCGAUAAUGAGUUUCGUUCAUCAAAAAUGCAGAAAUAUCGAUACGGUUUACCUUGGUAGUAACAUUCACCGACUAAAUGUGCCUGAUAAUCUUGUCAAAUGGAGCCAAGAAUGGUCAGGAUACAAUCCUCCGGCUCACACCGAUCCAAAAGUUGAUGGAGCUGUUUGGGCAGACCCAGAAAUCGAUGAGAAAACGUUCCAACCGUCUUGGAAUGCGAUCGAUGGGAAAAUCAAUAGAGUGUCAUAUGUUUGUCAGUACUCAUUUGAUCCUGUCACCCUUCGCCCACUAAAUCCUAUUGGACGUACGGGACUUUCUGGUCGUGGUUUGCUUGGUCGUUGGGGUCCAAACCACGCAGCAGAUCCGAUCGUUUCUAGAACAAACGACAAUGGUGAUUUGGAGUUUGUUGCAGUUCAACGUCAUGACAAUGGCGAGUGGGCAAUUCCUGGAGGAAUGGUGGAUGCUGGAGAGCAUGUUUCACAAACUCUACGGCGCGAAUUCGCAGAAGAAGCAAUGCAUGGAAUUGUCGAUUCUGAAAAUCUUGAUGAAUUGUGGAAUAAUGGUAAAGAGUUAUACAGAGGUUACGUUGAUGACCCACGUAACACUGAUAACGCAUGGAUGGAGACUGUUGUUUUCAAUUUUCAUGAUUCAAAAGGCCUUCUGAAAAAUGUGGCUCUUCAAGCAGGAGAUGAUGCUAAAGCUUUACGCUGGAUUGCAGUUAAUUCAAAUGAGCCACUUUACGCUUCUCAUUCUCAUUUUAUUGAUCUUCUAAAAGAAUCUCAUUCUCAUUAACUACCACAUGUCUCUCUUUUCUCAUGUUCUCCUCUUAUUUUCGCGUUUCUGUUAGCUAUAUUCAAUUCAUAAAUGAUUUUCAUUUCAG